Prorocentrum cordatum is the source of this 624-nucleotide messenger RNA. Lineage: Eukaryota; Dinophyceae; Prorocentrales; Prorocentraceae. The record is from the annotation of a GenBank genome assembly.
GUUGGUUUUCCCUACUUAAUUCGCUUUAGGGGAGCUGUUCAACUGAGAUGCAUUCUCAUCGACAGGAAAUCAUCAGGCGCUGGUGCACCCCCGUCACGCCAGGCGAAGCAAUUCCUAUCUGCGCGAGCGACGGCGCCGCUCGCGGCGCCGCGCUGCCACCGGCAGGCCGUGGCCGACGCCGGCGCGCGACAGCCGAUGACGACGGCGAUGUCCGUAUCGUCGCGCUCGACGUUUGAGCGCGCCCCUCGCAUCUUCUUUACAGACCGAACCUUCGACAUCAACUUUCAGGUUGGCGUUGUCGUCGAUGUGCUGCUCGCGCUCUCGACUGUGCAUGCCCCGAAGGAGUGGGUCGACGAGAUCACGUCCAAGAUGUUGGCCGCGGGCUGGGUUCCCAUGGAGCUGGGGCCAGGCCUGUGGAACUCGUGCGACAGCCGGAUGAUCGUGGGCAUUGAAUGUGCCCGUGUGGACGAUGCGGCCAUCAGCGCCGGCUCGACCAUCGUCCUCGCGACGCAGAGGUUCAAGGAGCUCGGGGGCAACGGAACUGGGGCCAAUGGAGGGCGGGCGGGCAAGUUCAUGCAGACGGGGCUCGAGAUCACCCAGCUCGCCGAUGGUGCAAUCCAGUAG